Messenger RNA from Myotis daubentonii (Daubenton's bat), 718 nucleotides. It is a transcript of the gene EFCAB11, whose product is annotated as EF-hand calcium binding domain 11. The record is from RefSeq and is a predicted model, not a curated record. Gene Ontology annotation, cellular component: trans-Golgi network membrane. Lineage: Eukaryota; Metazoa; Chordata; Mammalia; Chiroptera; Vespertilionidae. Gene Ontology annotation, molecular function: calcium ion binding.
AUUGGAGGUGCCCGGCCACUUUCAGCUUCCAGAUCCGCAGUGUGUGCGGCGGGUGGUCUGCAGCUCUGACUCCUGAGGUCCCUGCUUUGACCGUCGCGAUGUUUUUCUCCGACGCCGGGGCCCGGCCACGCACGUGGGAAGCCAGCCCUUCGGAACACAAGAAAUGGGUGGAAGUAUUCAAAGCAUGUGAUGAAGAUAACAAAGGCUAUCUAAGCAGAGAGGACUUCAAAGUUGCGGUUGUAAUGCUGUUUGGAUACAAGCCCUCCAAGAUAGAAGCCGAUGCUGUGAUGUCUUCAGUAAAUCCAAACACUUCCGGUCUAACACUCGAGGAGUUUUUAAACAUUAUAAGGAAGAAGAAGGAAGCUCAGCUGUAUCGGAAUGAAAUAAGACACAUCUUCACAGCUUUUGACAGGCACUAUUGCGGAUAUUUAACUUUGGAAGAUUUCCAAAAAGCGUUCAAGCAGGUGGCUCCCAAGUUACCAGAAAGGAUAGCGCUCGAGGUUUUCAGAUACUGAUUUAUUGAGCAGAACACUGGCUUUGUUAAGUGUUGGAAAAGACUAACCACUCAUUUGUAAGAGAUGCAGAGAAUUUUUGAAAUUAGUGAUGCAUUUCUAAAGCUCAGUGGUCCUGGCAUUUCAGUUGUGCUGUCUUCUCUGAUUGCUAUUUGAAGGCUAUGCCCAACUACUCGACCAUUCACUGUUCUCUUGAAUUUCAUUUA